Messenger RNA from Mizuhopecten yessoensis (Yesso scallop), 4582 nucleotides. RefSeq names its product NXPE family member 3-like. The record is from RefSeq and is a predicted model, not a curated record. NCBI's taxonomy places the organism in Eukaryota, Metazoa, Mollusca, Bivalvia, Pectinida, Pectinidae. The coding region runs from base 12 to 821 and encodes 269 amino acids. The transcript is spliced from 3 exons.
AACCAGCCAAUAUGUGUAAUUUAACUCAACAGAAUUAUGAUUUAGAUUGGUACUGCAAAGCUCCAACAACACAUGGAAUUACAUGUCAGGAUUGGAAAAUGGCAUUGGGUGAUAAGAACACCUAUGUUUCAAAGACAGAUAUGGAAUUUAUAAUCACGUACCAGCAUCGGGAGUUACAGCAAACACUUGAACUGCAAGUAGAAGGUGUUAACGAGCUUAUAUCCCUAAAUGACACAUCGUGUCAUAUGUGGCCAAAAGAAGAUUCUUGGAAUACACAUCCUUCCGGAUUUUACUAUAAAGGCAGAUGGCAAAACGUACGUUGUAAAAUAACCAAUAAUGUGCCUAUCCCCAGAUACAAGCGUUGCUUCGCUAACAGACAGCUGUUACUGAUAGGAGAUUCCAAUGUUCGCAUAAUUGGCACGAGAAUCAUCAACGAAAUGGAAUUUAGACUUCUGAAGGGAAAUGCAACUUCCAGUAUUCCGCAGGACAUCCUGGCGUAUGACAAAAACAAUAACAUUACCUUAUCGAUGUUCCCGCAUCAAUUGCCGUACUAUGCUCACAGAUUUGUUGAUAAAACUGUCUUCGUUUCGGCGGCGAAGCGCUUGGAUGAUAUUCCAGCUGGUGACAACCGUAUCAUUCUUAUUCACCUUUGGCUGCAUAUGCUCCGUAGUUCCGUGGAUACGUUCAGGUACCAUGUGCGACAUAUACGACAAGCUAUCGAAAGGCUCAUUCAAAGGUCACCAAAUGUUCACAUUUCUAUCAAGGGGCCACACGCCUACAACUACAAGGAUCAACUACCGGUAGAUUAUAUGGCAUCAUAGCACAUACGAAUAUGGUGGGAAGAAUUCGUCGAUCUCCACGACAAAGUCGUAUUUCUCAAUGAGUGGGACAGAACUGUUGGUAACGAAAACAAUAAUGCUCAUCCAAACUGUGCCAUCGAUCUCAUUUAUAAUUUUUUGGCGCAUGUUUGUGAUCCAUAAGUAUGACCUGCUAGUACGGCCUAUAGAUAUUCCAAGUGAAACGCUAAUCAUCAAGAUUUAGGGUGACGCGUGCCCCUCAUGCUCUAAUCACCGUGGUUCCCGAUGAUAGGUCAAUUAUGCCGAUCGGUCAUCAGGACUCAAUCACGAUGGUUUGCGACCAUUGGCGAAAGUAUAACAUGAUUGGCGAUUUGAAACUGCUCUUGGCGAAAAUGUCGACGGGGGGCUUUGAUUUAAGUUACUGUCGAUAGAAAAUAGAAAACAAAACUUUGGCGAUAACAGUUUCUAGGGCAAUUGUUACAUGUAAAUUUAGCCCCCGGACGCCGCUUGUGUACUACGAUGUCACGACUGAAUCUGAAGGUCAGAAUAUUGGAGCUCUUUUGUGUGGUUUUUUUUUACAAAAUGGUCACCUGUCAACACAUCGACUCCGUCUGAUACCAAAAUCGCCAAUUAUCCAAUUAUGACUAUUUUGUCUAGUUCCGAGGGGUGCUCUGUGGAGAACAAUAGGGUAAGUUAGGGUGAGAAAAGGGUUGUUUUAGUUGGAUUAGAGUAGGUACUGCAGUAAAUCCCGUGAAGUGAUGCGGGCACGGGUGUGUGUUUACAUAAGGGCGCGGGCGGGAUAUUUUUUAACGACUUUCUUUUUUAUUUUGUUAAGCAGUAACUGAUAUAUAAUUGCCAGGGCACUGGAAAUGACAUUGUACAACAUGAAUUGUGUAAUAAUGGCACUCUGAUCGAGACGACAUUUGCCGAAAUUAUAUCUAAGUUGCCGGUAAAAAAAAUGUAUGUGAAAAAUAUUAUGGCAUUUUUGCCAGCAAAUGAUUUUUGUUUAAGAAUUACCAACUGAUAGUAUGAAAAUAAAUAACCUCCAAUUCCUAAAUUAUCAGCCUUUGGUUUUGGUGAAAAUGAUUUGCUCCAAUAUGCAUGUUCAGUUCUCUUAUAUUUAGUUUUUUCGUUUUAACAUACACGAUACGUUAAAACGUAGUGACGCAAAGGGGAGUUAACUCCAGCGUAACUCUUACUUUACAAUACAAUUUAUCUUUUGAAUUUCUCUUUGUAUAUUGUCAUAUAACAUGUACGUUACUUUUUCAAUCUUCAAUGAAUGCAUAUAGGUAUUGUUCUGUUUGUGAAUCUUCGAUUCGGGGGAAAUAAAGAGAAUGAUAAUAACGAUUUAAAUCAAAAUCGUCACUGGGUUAAAGCCAAUAUAAUUAUAUAUACCGCAAAAGUCAUUUAAGAUUAAUAUUAUGUACUCUAAUGAUAACAUUAACAUACAUGUGUACUGCCGCCCUUUUCAUCUGUGGAUUUACUAGUUCGUGAGUCUUCGGAUCUCUCUAACAAUCUUGUUUUUAAAUUUAAUUAUAUGUCAGAAAUAUAAAGCAUUAAUGAAUAAACUACCAUCUGUUGUAACUCAAAUGAAUGUUUUUUGAUAAUAGGUACUGCACAGCCAUGGUCAGUUUCAAGUCUUGGAUACAAAAUAAAAGCAAGGUUUCCUCAUACGGCAUACGUUACAGGGCUAGCUCUGGGUCUUGAUACAGUUUCGCCAAAAUUUAUUAAAAAAAAGAAAGAAGACCCCACCCUUUUAAUUUUCAUUUAUAUAUCCCAUUAUAUGCAUUCUAAUGUAUCCCAUGUAUCUUAGACAGGAAAUGAACUACAGUCGAACCUCGUUAUCUCGAACUCGUUUAACUCGAAGACCCCGUUUAACUCGAAGUGUUUCAUCGGUCCCGGCCUAAACUGUUCUUAAUCUUAGUAAUAAAAACUCUGAUAGUUCGAACUCUGAAAACUCGAAUAACUCGGAUAUCUCGAAGUGAAAUAUCGGUCCCAACAACGUAAAUCCUACAUAAAAAUAUCGCUUACCUCGAAGUUUCUUAAGAUUCACAAGUCGAUCAUAUAUUCUUUAAUUAUUUGAUACAUAUUAGACGCAGUGCUACGGUAAACAUCGUUCUCAUAGAGCAGCUUACGCUCGGUCAUAAUUACUUCGAUUAAACUUAUUGUAUUAAAAUGUGUUUGACUGUAAAAACACUUUGUUCAAAUAAAGAAACAGACUUCAUCAAUGUAGAUUAACAACAAUUAGUACUCACUGCGAGCCCGUAAACAAUUUGAAUGGCAUAUUAUUUACACCAAAGCUGCCGACACAUUCUAACCGGUAAAUGGGUCACUGUGUGCGGUCAUGCGUAAAUAAGCUCCACAGUAAAAAUCACAACCUAGGACUGGUUCGUCGAUUUAUGUUUUUACAGGAGCUUGUAUGGCAGUGACACUGAUAAUUAAUUGAGGGAUUAUAGGAACAAUACGAUAAUUAUUAUUGAGUACGUCGUGUUGAGGAGAUGUCAAGUGUCAUUGGGGUCUAUAAAUGUUGAUAUGUUUCCUGAUUAACUCAUACCCAUUUCGCGUGUACUCAUUAAAAAUAUCAUUUACGUGUACGCUCCAAUACCGUGAUUUGUGUAAAGACCUGCGCACUUUCAUUUCCGCUAUCAGCAUAGCGAGGUCGGAGACAGCAUGUAAGUUUUACAGUAGACGUUCUCCCUGUUUGUAUGUGUGUUUAUUGUAACAUUGAUUUGUAUCAAUUAAUGAAUAUGAUUAUGAAUAAAUUGUUAUUUUUAUUGUAUAUCGUUAUCUUUUGUCAUUUAUCGACUGUUUAUAUAAGUUGUUGAUUUUUCCGACAGUCAACGUAUUGAUAGCCUCAUAUUUGACCAAACACUUUACCAAGCUUUAUGCCAAACAUAUGAACUUGCUUAACUCGAACACUCGGAUAACUCGAAGUUUUCCAGCGAUCCCGUCGACUUCGAGAUAACGAGGUUCGACUGUAUUGAAAUGAAGAAAACGUUCCAUGUUUUAUGACUAUAAAACACUAACACUGCAAAUAAUUCCAACACUUUUUUUUAUUUCUGUGACAUUCACUGGCCUUCUGCAUCCCAAUUGCAAGGAUUUCUACAUUCAAACAGGCUGCUCUGUGUUGCCAAAGUGCCAGGAUGAGAUAUUUCAUCUGUCAAUAUGAAGAAAAAUAUUUCUGAACAUGCAUAUUGGAGCAAAUCAUUUUCACCAAAACCAAAGGCUGAUAAUUAAGGAAUUUACCAUCUCUAUCAAUAUGUUUAUUAUCUCCAUUCUUUUACUUCAUAAUUUUCAGUCAAAAAUCAUUUAUUGGCAAAACUGUCUACAAACAAAAUUGAUCGGCAACUUAAAUACAAUUUUCUUCAAAUUGUCAUCUCGAUCAGCAUGAACAGCAUAAUUCAAGUUGUAUAUGUCAUUUUAUGUGCAUUGGCAAUUUUACAAUUGCUACUGCUUAUCAAAAUUCUUCACGCAAUUUACUGCAGUAAAUCAAAUCCAAUUAAAACAACUCUUUUCAGACCUAACUUACCCUAUUGUUCUCCACAGAGCACCCCUCGAAAUAGGAAUAAUACAACAUCGCUAUAAAUGGAUAAUUGGCCAUUUUGAUAUCAGACGGAGUCGAUGUGUUGACAGGUGACCUUGUAGAAACACAGGAGAGUUCCAAUAUAUGACCUUGCUAUUCAUUGGGUUUUGGAGAUGUGUGAUUGGCACAAUGUGUACCAAAUGAGAAAUAUUUUUUAUCAUUAUAUAUACAACACAUAAAGGAUACUUUUAUUCAGGAAAUG